This is a messenger RNA of Bolinopsis microptera, 2641 nucleotides long. Its product is annotated as zinc finger protein 235-like. Gene Ontology annotation, biological process: regulation of transcription by RNA polymerase II. Gene Ontology annotation, molecular function: DNA-binding transcription factor activity, RNA polymerase II-specific; RNA polymerase II cis-regulatory region sequence-specific DNA binding. The record is from RefSeq and is a predicted model, not a curated record. The coding region runs from base 348 to 1919 and encodes 523 amino acids. The transcript has 12 exons. Lineage: Eukaryota; Metazoa; Ctenophora; Tentaculata; Lobata; Bolinopsidae.
AGUCCUUUAUUUUUUGAUACAAUUUGCCUGUUACUCGUUGGUCCUUACACAGUUGUUUAUAAAUUUGCCCACGGUUAACAAUUGAAAAGCAGGAUGUUUCAAAAACCCUUUUAGUAAGACGCCAUUGUUCCCCAGGACCUCCCUGAACUGAAGGAGUUCUAUGUUUUAGGGUUGCGAACUUCUAGCAUACUUCUCAGAUUUUACAAAGUCUCAUCGAUCUUUGAUAUUUUGACGCACCGAUCUGAUUGGUCACAGGAUCCUAAACCGCCUCUUCCACAUAGCCUUCAUCUUUAACGCGCCUCUUCCAACGCUGCGCGUGAUUGGUCGAACCUAGCUAGUUAAUCAGGAUGGGAAUUUUAAAUGAGCCCAAGGAUAUGCCAGCAAUCUUCGAGUCGAGACCUUCACAAGUCCCUGGUUACGGCAUGGGAGUAUGGACUCGGCAGAACGUGAAGCAAGGACUCGUCCUGGAAUUUGAGUACAUCGUAACUCAGACCACUAAAAGGGGUCUUCACAUUUGGGAGUUGUUUGAAGGAGGAGUGGUUAAAGGUUAUGUGGACACACGAGGUACAUGGUUGCGCCUGGUACAAUUUGCUCGAAAUGAGUCCGAAGCUUCAGUUGAAAUAGGACUUGAUCAACAAAACAGACUGAGUUUUACUGUUUUGAAGGAUUUGGACUCCAAACAAGAACUGCUGAUGAAACUGAGUGAGUCUUACAGGACAGCCAUGGGAGUUCCCGAUGACAUAGCUGCAAUAGGGAGUGUUUAUGACUGUGGCUGCUGUCCUAAACUGUUUAACCAUCCACUCUCUCUGAGUAUUCACAAGCUGUAUUACUGUGGAACGGAAAGUUUCCUGUGGUGUGAUGACUGUGGCCAAAUUUUCGCACUUGUUGAAACUCUUAGAAAUCACAUACUCGAACACAUUGCAGAGAGGAAGACAACUACAAGACCAUUUGAUGCUGAAAAUUUAUUGAAGGUUGAGGCACCAAGUCCUAUCAAACUGUCUCCAGUAUCGUUUCCUUCUCACUUCUUGCCUGGAUUUCUACCUUUUCAGACCUUUAAAGAAAAUCUACAGGCUUUUGGAGAGCAAGUAUGGCCAUUCCGGUGUGACCACUGCAACAAGCCCUUCUCCCACCAUAGCUCUCUCAGAGUUCACCAGAGAAUGCACACAGGAGAAAAGCCAUUCAAAUGUGACGCGUGCUCCAAAACAUUUGCAAGGAGGGACUCUCUACAAGCCCACGUAAGAACACACACAAAGCCCUUCACAUGUGGAAAAUGUGGCAGAUCAUUCGCCAGACCUGACUCGCUGGUCGCCCACGCCCGGAAUCACGCCGGACACAGCGACAGACCCUUCAAAUGUGUGGAGUGUGGGAAAGGGUUCGGUGUGGCCCAGGCUCUACAGACUCACAUGAGAAUACAUACAGGGGAGAAGCCCUUCAAGUGCAAGCAUUGCCCGAAAGCCUUCGCUCACAUGUCUUCUCUUAAAGUUCACAUCAACAGUACUCACACAGGAGUGAAACCUUUCAAAUGCCAGCAUUGCAGUAUGAGAUUUGCGGACGGAUCCAACUUACGGCGCCACAUUCAGACUCACACUAACGAGAAACCACACGCUUGUAAGCAGUGUGGCAAAGCUUUUGCGCGGGGUAGUAUUCUGAAGGAGCACAUGAGGACACAUGCUAAAUACGACACUGCAGCCCAACAACAUUCUCAGCGAACCUCUCGGCUUGUGUCCAGCACAAACACGCAUGAGGCCCCAGAUUAUCCUAUGGAGACGAUGAUUAAAGUCCUACAGCAAUACCAAGGUCUUCACCGCUCCUCCGUCAGUGCUUUCAGUCCUCUUGCUCCUUUUAUUCUCAGUCCUGAGGAGACUCAGAAGUCAUCCUCAGCCUUCUCAAAGCCAAUGUGCACUGCUACUGUCCAGUAAGGUUACUCAGACACAGAAGGUUAUUCAACCGUGAAAUAAAUCCAUAGACGAUGACAAAUUGGAAUCUAGCGACACAAUGAUAAAUACAGCCAUUUUGACGUAGUCUGUACGGUUUAAGUUAAACUGCAGAAACUUUUCAGAGCAAAUGAAUGAUAGUUGUUUUCUUUAGGAGCAAGUUUCUAAUUCAACUAGAUUAAGUCAGCUAAAAUAAUUAAAUAUUUGAAUUUGAAUGGUAAAGUUUGAUAAAAUGUAAAAAGCCAUUUUGUGUAUUGUUUCGAUGUGGUUUGUUUUAUCAUUAGUUAAAUAAUCAUUUGACCCAUGUGAUACCAUUGACAUGGACACAUUAAGUGAAUUAUUUAUAUCCCAAACUAUUCUUAAAUAAUAAUAUUUCACACAGACAGACAACAGAGGCCGAAUUAAUUAAACACUUUAUUUUCUGCUAACAUUAUUGAAAUAUUUCCACGGAAGAAUAUUUGCCAAUUAGAAAUAAUUUUAAAACUAAUCAAUAAUGUAAUGUGAUAGCAGCAUGGAUUUCAGAUACUAUCAUUUUCGUAUUGCGACCGCUUAAUCUAUAAGUAAUAAAAUAGUAUUAGUAAAUGGUUACACAGAACUUUCAUUCUAGAUAUUGAGUUUUUCAGAUUCCUACUGAUUUAGCUCUUGAGAUGAUUUUCAGAUUUAGUUUUAUUUAAUCUUUAUUUGAUGAGAUUGUUUUACUUCUAUAA